Messenger RNA from Perca fluviatilis (European perch), 1343 nucleotides. Its product is annotated as H-2 class I histocompatibility antigen, Q10 alpha chain-like. The record is from RefSeq and is a predicted model, not a curated record. The transcript is spliced from 6 exons. Gene Ontology annotation, biological process: immune response. NCBI's taxonomy places the organism in Eukaryota, Metazoa, Chordata, Actinopteri, Perciformes, Percidae. Bases 10 to 1329 code for a protein of 439 amino acids. Gene Ontology annotation, cellular component: external side of plasma membrane.
UCUGUUUCCAUGACAAUGUAUUACUUCGCAGUGUUUGUCCUUUUGGGGACAGGACUGACGGUAAAUGGCGAGAAGCAUUCCCUCACUUACAUCUACACGGGCUUAUCCAAACCUGUCGGACUCCCGGGCAUCCACGAGUUCACAGCCAUGGGUCUGCUCAACGGCAGGAUGAUCGACUACUUUGACAGCGACAACCAGAAGAAAGUUCCCAAACAGGCCUGGAUGAAAGAGCGACUGCCUGCAGAUUACUGGGACAAAGGCACCCAGUCCCGCCAGAGCAAGCAGCAGUGGUUCAAAGUCAACAUCGACAUCCUGAAGGAACGAAUGAGACAGAAUGACACGGACCUCCAUGUUCUCCAGUGGAUGCACGGCUGCGAAGGCGAAAUGAAGGACGGAGAGAUGAAGUUCAUACGUGGCUUCAACAUGUACGGCUACGACGGAAACGACUUCCUGUCAUUCGACGACGCCAACGGCGUCUGGGUCGCCCUAACUGCCGAGGCAGUCCAGACCAAGAGAAAGUGGGACGGUGUCCAGGUCCUAAAAGAAUACACCAAAGGCUACCUGGAGAACGAGUGCAUCGAUUGGUUGGGGAAGUUCAUCGAUUAUGGACAAAAGCAGCUAGAAGAUGCCAUUCCAAAGGUGCACCUGUUUGCAAAGAACACCACAGUUGAAGCAAACAUCCUUUUGACGUGCCUGGCCACAGGUUUCUUACCAAAAGAAAUCACCCUGCACAUGAAAAGGAACGGCCGUAUUCUAACUGAAGCUGACGGAGUUGUGUCCUCCGGCGUUCGACCCAAUGGUGACGAGACCUUCCAGAGACGAGACAGCGUGGAGAUUUUACCGAGUGACGUGUCUAACUUCACCUGUGAAGUGAUCCAUCUGGCAUCCAAAGUACAUGUUGAGGAGGAGUGGGAUAAGACACUUCAUUAUUUUUUUCCUCCGAAGGUUCACCUGUUUACAAAGAAGACCAAAGUUGAAGCAAAAAUCCUUUUGACGUGCCUGGCCACAGGUUUCUUACCAAAAAAUAUCACCCUGAACAUGAAAAUGAACGGCAGUAUUCUAACUGAAGCGGACGGAGUUGUGACCUCCGGCGUUCGACCCAAUGGUGACGAGACCUUCCAGAGACAAGACAGCGUGGAGAUUUUACAGAGUGACUUGUCUAACUUCACCUGUGAAGUGAUCCAUCAGGCAUCCAACUUACAUGUUGAGGAGGAGUGGGAUCAUAAAGUUCCUGAGGCCUCUCGAGGAAUCAUUGGUGGGGUGAGAGGAUUCGUGCUCGGGAUCCUUCUCACAGUCAUGGUCGGGGGCAGUGCUGUUUGUCUUGUAUAAAAAAGGAAAACUUG